This is a messenger RNA of Chiloscyllium plagiosum (whitespotted bambooshark), 2766 nucleotides long. Its product is annotated as transmembrane protein 125-like. The record is from RefSeq and is a predicted model, not a curated record. NCBI's taxonomy places the organism in Eukaryota, Metazoa, Chordata, Chondrichthyes, Orectolobiformes, Hemiscylliidae.
GGAAUGAGUAAGUAAUUUAAUAUUGUAUGAAUGAGAGAUAUGUAAUCCCUGAGGGAACAGCCACUACAGCAAGUCAAAACACAAUGGAAUACAGCUUCAAUGGUUUUUGAUUCUACAACUGUGUUGAUUUUCUCUGGAUAACUUUAGGGUCACAGCCUUCGGUUCCUAGUCUUUACCUGAAAAAAAUCAAGCUGAAGAUUUGGACCUUUCCUAAACCAUAGAUUGAAACAUAUAAACCUCAUUUUUGACAGAAGCAUGACGGAGAUCGAGAAGUAAGGAAGUGUUCCCCUAAGUAAACACAGCAUAGUUUCUGACUUGUGAAACUUUGGAAUUAUUCAUGUGACUCUAGAGUGAAGGAACAUCCUCAAAUUUCAGCUGAAAUUUAUUGGUUUGCGUUGAACUGUGAUUCUGUGAUAUGAAGAAAAUCCUGGUUAUGCUGAGUUAAAAAUUAUAUACAGCACAAAAUGUGUCAAACUUGUGAUUUCAAAUGUCUACAACAUCCUGAAUUGAAGCACUUGCUUUAUUGUGGAAUGAUCUUUCUAUGUAAUUCCUGAAAACUCUGCCGUGAGAUCCCAAAAGACAUAAGAACAGUUCGAUCAGACUCCUGAUUGCUUAUUCAACGUCUUAACUGAGAAUCUGGACUGAAUUGAAGAUUUGAAUUUAGAAUAUUAUUUUCCUGGGCUUUUGAGAUUUACUGUUUGCUAAUUUAAAACCUUAAAUUUUGGAGGCUUGGUCUCAAUAUUUUUUGCAUUUUGAUUAUUUGUGAACAGCUUUUCCAAAUGUCUGAACUUUCUGAGAUCAGGUCUGGCCGUUUUCCAGCAAAUCGUUCCCAGAUUCAACAAAGUAUUUUGGAUGAUCAGAUCGAAUUGUGGUGGUUCCAAGAUGCUAAAAGAUCCAUCUUAUGUUAUUCUGUGGCAUUAGUCUUGAUCCUAGCAACUGGAGUGGGGGGAAUUGUCUUAAUCUCAACAGUUACUAGUAAAUCUGGAGAAUGGAGAUUGGGAGUAGGCAUUUUCCUGUGUUUAUUAACUUUACUUAUCCUUUUUAAACAUCUGCUGACCUCUGCUGUACAGGAUAUGAACUGUGUAAGGAGUCGAGCUCAGAUUGAUAGGUUAAGGAUUGGAGGGUUAAUUGAUUAUUUGGUUAUUUUAGUCACUGGAUUCACGACAUUAACCAGUGGUUAUGUACUAAUAAUCGUAGCAAAUGCUGAUCCCUAUCCUUCAGGUCAAAUCUGGAAUGAUAUGUUAAUUGCUGGAGUGAUUCUCACUGUGGCUGGGUCCAUUAUUCUCCUUUCACUCUUUCUCUAUGUUAUAAUAUUCAAGCUUUGUCCCCACUUAGCAUCUAGGUCCACAAACAGAAGGGCCCCAAGUAUUUAUAUCAUAUCUGGAGGUAACUCAGAGGGGAGGCAAGGGGGUUUCUCCUCUAGUACUGCCAAUCUGAUAUAACUAACUGACUCCAUCAGGAGGUUGAGAUUAGUGCACAAAGUGAAUUUAUUUGACUGAUUUUUGACAUUCUAAUCAUGGAAUAACUGCAAAGAAUGAUCUGAUUAAAUAUGUGAAAAUAAUUUAAAGCUAUAAUAUAUACCUUUUUUUAUCAAUUGUAAUAACUAGAACUGAGUUGAUAAUGAUAAGCUGUAACACUUAUUGUCUGUCUGCUGAAUACACAGACAUUAGUGACUCAAAUGUGAAUGAGAUAAAAGUUAUAAGGGUUUUUUUCUGUAAUUCAUAAUAAAUCAACUUCAUGGAAGCAUAAGCAGGUAUUUGUAGAUUCUUAUGAAAGCAUUACUGUAGCUUUCAUUUGUGUGAAUGCACAAAUUAAAAAUGAAUGUACACAGAAAGUAAAAUUGUUAUUUAAGUAUGAGCUUUAUUUGGUUUGUAUAAAAGCAAGUUAAUUUUCUGGACUUCAGUUUUAAAUCCCUUCAACUAACUACAGAAUGGGGAAAGUUAAGCUAGUGCUGCCUACAUCUAGAUUGGUCUAUCAGUUUGAUCCUAUAAAACAAAGAACAGUAUUUUUUACUUAGCCAAGUAUUUUACUUUGCAUAUUUGAAUACCUAAAAAAAAGUUGUAUGUGCAUGCACAAAGUAUGUAAGCAGAUCAUUUGCAAAUGGAUAAAUGCAGGCUAAGGUUCUUCACAUGGAUGGACAGAGCCACACAAAGAAGUGUAUAGAGUGAGCUAAUUCUUGUAUUUACAGUAAUCCAAACUAAGCAUAGAUUGACCUCCAACACUUGGUCACAGAAGUCUGUUGACACUAAUACAUGGUUUCUGAACUUACUAUGGAAUAUUUAGAGAUCCUUGGGGUGAAGCUAAAUCAAAGUGCUCCAAUAGGUCAUUUAUUUUUGGGCCUAGAAACAGUUAUUUCAAUAAUUAUUGAUAUACCAGUGUUUUGAAUAGGUUUCAUGUUUCAUUUGAGAAUAUAUUCCUUCAAUCAAACUUUGGACAUUGAAUGAUUCAGUAAACUUCCCUCAUUGGUAUGAGUACGAUUUAUUUUCCUGAUCUUUUGACAUGUUGAAAUUUUAAUGCAGAACAGUUUUAGACCUCAGCCUAAAUUGUAUACAAUAUAUUUUAAACUUGUGAUCCCAACAGAAUGUAAAUAUAAUCACAAAGACAUUAUAUGUUUAUUCUUUAUAAUGGAUACUGAUGUAUGUUACCUAUCUUGUGUUAUUGGUGGCUUUUGGGAAUUUUUAUUAUGUAUUUUAAUGAGCCUUUAAUACAGUAUAAGUAAUGUAUGAAUUAAUGGGCAAUCUUUAUAAAGUUUAUACUUCUGUGGAA